Aspergillus japonicus CBS 114.51 is the source of this 1974-nucleotide messenger RNA. Its product is annotated as CDC2/CDK family serine/threonine-protein kinase. The transcript is spliced from 9 exons. Gene Ontology annotation, cellular component: nucleus. Lineage: Eukaryota; Fungi; Ascomycota; Eurotiomycetes; Eurotiales; Aspergillaceae. Gene Ontology annotation, biological process: protein phosphorylation. Gene Ontology annotation, molecular function: cyclin-dependent protein serine/threonine kinase activity; ATP binding. The record is from RefSeq and is a predicted model, not a curated record. Bases 376 to 1974 code for a protein of 532 amino acids.
UAAUGGCAAACACUUCUUGAUCCUACGCAAUGCUCAGUAUUUACAUUUCUGGCAGUCAAUUCUAUGCGUAAACUGUCAUGUUGACCGUGAAGUCCUUCAAAUCGCCCUGUUUCCUUGCUAAUCAUCAGAGUGCUUCUCCCAAUCUACCCGGCUCAAAAGUCCGAUACCGUGCUCCGACACCACACACAGCACCACAUUUAAAGUGUUAUAUCUUUCUUCAUAAGGCACUUACUUUGGCAUGUCACACACAUGAAAUCUCAUCUACUGACUCGAAGUAUUAAACCUUUGAAUGUUCCCAAGGAAUAGACACGCACUGGGCUUAUCGCAUUUCAGGGCCCUGUCUCCUGCUGUCGAUCAGGAUCGCUGUUCUCGAGAAUGGUUGCAACCCCUCUAGAGAGAGACGGGAAUGGGAGCCCCAGGUUUCGUGGAUGUACCAAUAUACGGGACUUCGAGUUCUUGGGCAAACUAGGUGAAGGUACCUUCGGGGAGGUAUACAAAGCCAGGUCGAAGAGAGACAACACCAUUGUCGCGCUAAAAAAGAUCCUUAUGCACAAUGAGAGAGAUGGGUUCCCCAUAACCGCUCUCCGCGAGAUCAAGCUCCUCAAAAUGUUAUCUCACACUAAUAUCUUACACCUCAGAGAGAUGGCCGUGGAACGCAGCAAAGGGGAAGGACGAAAGAAGCCAAGCAUGUAUAUGGUCACCCCAUACAUGGAACACGAUCUCUCAGGGCUUCUAGAGAAUCCGAGUGUCCGGUUUACUGAAGCCCAGAUUAAGUGCUAUAUGUUACAACUUCUGGAAGGGCUCAAAUAUCUGCACGCGAACUCUAUCUUGCACCGCGACAUGAAAGCGGCCAACCUACUCAUCAGCAAUAAGGGUAUUCUUCAAAUUGCUGAUUUUGGUCUGGCUCGCCCAUAUGAGGAACCUCCUCCUCAGCCCGGCAAAGGUGGCGGAGAAGCAAAGAGAGAUUACACCACUCUUGUUGUGACUCGCUGGUACCGCCCUCCGGAGCUUCUUCUUCAACUUCGGCGCUACACUACAGCAAUCGAUAUGUGGGGUGUCGGUUGUGUCUUCGGGGAAAUGUUCAAGGGAAAACCGAUCCUCGCUGGCAACAGUGAUCUCAACCAAGCUCACCUUAUCUUCAAUUUAGUCGGGUCACCUACAGAAGAGACGAUGCCAGGAUGGUCUUUGCUUCCUGGAUGUGAUGGUGUUAAGAGCUUUGGAAACAGACCCGGGAGGUUGCCUGAGGUUUUCAGAGACCAAAGCUCCAAUGCGAUCUCCUUGUUGGGGGAACUUCUGAGGCUUGAUUGGAGAAAAAGAAUCAAUGCCAUUGAUGCAUUAAAGCAUCCUUAUUUUGCUGAUCCACCACUACCUGCACGGCCGGGUGAGCUGCCAUCGUUCGAAGAUUCCCACGAACUUGACAGGAGAAGAUUUCGGAGCAACAGAGCCGUAAUGCCCCCUGCACCAACUGGAGGUUCCAUAGCAAUGGCCACAAAUGGAAGCUGGACUACUGCAUCUGGUACCAGACCACCUGUUGCCGAAAAUAAGAGUAGCCGACUCCCUAGUGCCGUCCGUUCGAGCAGGCCGCAUCCCAGUGCGAGCCAUGGACAUUCUCAAGCUCGUUCUUUCGACAAUCGACUUGCCGAAUCGCACACAUCACAAACCAGAAUGGUUGAAGAGUCACAUUCAGGUCCUUGGCGUAGAGGUGGCUUACCCCCAAAACCUCCUGCAUCGGCACAUCAAUGGCACUCUGGUAACAUGAGCAGAGUUGGACGUGAAAGAGAUUAUAACCGUCUAGUUGAUUAUUCUCGCGAAAGGGAUAUCAACAUCAACCUUAGUACUGAUAGGCAUGAUUACCUCGAAAGCCAAAACUCCAGGCAUGAUCGAUCACGUGAGAGUCUAUCCAGAAGAAGAAGCCGGAGUCCCUUCGCGAGAGAUGGUGUCCGUGACACGGAUAGAGCUUUCUAUCGCAGAUGA